GCUGUUUUUUUUUCUUUCUUUUUGCGAAAUUUGCACGUUCAAGUAACAUAUUCGUCCGCAUAACAUCGGACUGGCUAUUAAAAUGUAUCGCGCGAAUGUUAGAACAAUCUUCCAUCGGAUAACUAAACCUUAACUAAAUCUUGUCCGUAAAGGUGCUUGAGUUUGUUAAUAGCGCAACGCCACUGGCGCUCUCUUCAUUGUAAAAUCUCUUUAAUUAUUAUUAAAGAAAGUGUGCCUUUUUAAAUACAAACAAACACACGGAUAUCUCGCUGAUAUUCAAGGUGUUUGAUAACCAGACAAUAGUUGGAAUUAAUUGUGAAUUGAAGAGAUCUUCGAAGAGAUCUAUUUCCUUCGAUCUAGUCAUUAAUAAACGCAAAGAAUGCUUAAGUGCGUGAACAGGUAUACGGGAUCUCUGCAACAAUUUCUAUUAAUUUUUAUUAUCAUCAAUUUUACAGCUAAACAAGCGAUAAGUGGGUAUCGUUUCGGAUAUUCGGAAUCAAAUCAGAAACGUUGGGCACGUCAUCAUGGUUAUUGUGCGGGCAAAACGCAAUCACCCAUAGCUGUGAAUCCUGCAAGGGCAAUAUCACUGCAUAUGCCCGCUGUUGAUAUGAUUGGUUAUCAUAAUCUGCUUCCGUAUCCUCUAAAAAUUAUCAAUAAUGGCCAUACAGUAUCAAUUGCGAUACCGAAAUUGAGUGAAGAGCAAUUAGGGAAAGGUGAGUUCAUGCCGUAUACAAGCGGGGCAAAGCUGCCGGGUGAAUUUGAAGUGGAGAGCAUUCACUUUCAUUGGGGUGACAAAAACAAUCGAGGCGCUGAGCAUGUCGUUAACGAUAUUCGCUACACCAUGGAAAUGCAUAUUGUGCAUCGCAAUCGCAAAUAUUCCAACUUGACGGAGGCACUCGGUUAUACGGACGGUGUUGCUGUGCUGGGUUUCUUUUACAAUUUGGAUGAAGACGAAGGACUUGGUUUAACAGCAAUAUCUCGUCAUUUACAUUUAGUACCAGAAGCGCAUAACGAGGCUACUUUGAAUGUUACUUUUUCAUUAUCGUCACUCAUCAACGGUGUGGAUGUUGAUAAGUUUUAUACAUACAAAGGUUCGUUAACAACACCGCCAUGUUCAGAGGCUGUGACUUGGAUUUUAUAUCCUGAUCCCAUACCUAUCUCAGCAAAACAGAUAUCGCGAUUUCGUCAAUUAUAUGACGUUGAAGAAGGUGCACUGGUCGACAAUUUCCGGCAAUUGCAACCUUUAGGUAAUCGGCGUAUUUUUAUGCGUGUUGGUCACACACAUCAUACAAACAUACAAACCUUGAUCUCCGAAGUGGAUUACAGGAAAUGGGACUGGUUUCAUUAGGAUAAAUUAACUACUGAAUCACUUAAGUAAAGCAUUUACAACGUCUUGCGAAAGGUUCAAUAUUAUUGGCUUUUGCAUAUCUCCUAGUGUAGGUGAUGAUCCCAUAAAGAGUGGAAUGG
Glossina fuscipes is the source of this 1467-nucleotide messenger RNA. It is a transcript of the gene CAH9, whose product is annotated as carbonic anhydrase 2. Gene Ontology annotation, cellular component: cytoplasm. Gene Ontology annotation, molecular function: zinc ion binding; carbonate dehydratase activity. The transcript has 7 exons. Bases 380 to 1348 code for a protein of 322 amino acids. NCBI's taxonomy places the organism in Eukaryota, Metazoa, Arthropoda, Insecta, Diptera, Glossinidae. The record is from RefSeq and is a predicted model, not a curated record.